This is a messenger RNA of Fraxinus pennsylvanica, 1326 nucleotides long. The record is from the annotation of a GenBank genome assembly. Lineage: Eukaryota; Viridiplantae; Streptophyta; Magnoliopsida; Lamiales; Oleaceae.
AUGGACCAGGAAAAAUCGAAACCCAAGAGGGUUUAUCAAGUUUGGAAAGGAAGCAAUAAGUUCUUAUGUGGAGGAAGAUUGAUCUUUGGUCCCGAAGCAGCAUCUUUGUUCUUAUCCACAUUCCUAAUAGCAGGCCCAGCAAUUGCCUUUUGUAUAAAAAUCUUGUAUAUCAUCAAACUCAGGAUCAAAGAAACUGAAAAUGCCACUCCUUGGUAUUCUCUAUUUUUCGUGGGAAUAGCACUAACUGUUUUGGACAUGUUCUUUCUCUUCCUUACAUCCAGUAGAGAUCCAGGAAUCAUCCCUAGGAAUACAAUACCUCCUGAAGCUGAUGAAACAUUUGAUCUAAACACAACUUCAAUGGAGUGGGUUAAUGGUAGAACCCCUCAUUUGAAACUUCCCCGAACAAAAGAUGUGCUGGUGAAUGGUCACACAGUUAAAGUGAAAUUCUGUGACACGUGUUUGCUUUAUCGUCCUCCUCGUACAUCUCAUUGUUCCAUCUGCAACAACUGUGUCCAGAGAUUUGAUCACCACUGUCCAUGGGUCGGUCAAUGCAUUGGUUUGCGUAAUUAUCGGUUCUUCUACAUGUUUAUAUCAACGUCGAUGAUCUUAUGCUUAUAUGUCUUUGUGGUUUCUUGGAUUGACAUCAUUCAACGAAAAAGAAGAGUGUGGCACACCAUGUCAACUGAUAUUUUAUCAGAUGUUCUCAUUGUAUACUGCUUCAUUGCAUUUUGGUUUGUUGGAGGCCUUACCGUUUUCCACUUCUAUCUGAUUAGCACAAACCAGACUACAUAUGAGAACUUCAGGUAUCGAUAUGAUAUGAAGGAGAAUCCGUAUAACAAAGGAUUGAUCAAUAACAUCAAAGAGGUCUUUUUCUCUAAAAUCCCACCUUCAUCGAAUGAUUUCCGAGCCUAUAUUCAAGAAGAUGAUAUGGAACUCGCUCAUCAUAAAUCCAUUGGAAGUAUCAAUAGUUCAAUGGAAAAAAUCGAUAUUGAAAUGGGAGUCAAUUUUGGUGAGGAUAAUGGCCUUUCACUACCAGAGAUUUUACGUAAUCUUGAAUGUGAUGAAAUUGAGGAUAGUAUGAAACAGAGGGAUAGGAGCGGAAGAACUGAUUCUGACUUGUUGCUUCCCAUUGAACAAGAAGAAAGACAUGAAAACGAGGUUGAGUAUGGGGAAAAUCCUUGUCCCAUGAAUAUUUGCAUGCUUGUGCUGAAGUUAUUUUACUUCAAUGAUGGCAGUGUUUGGUUCUGGCUUCCAUCGACUUUAAGAUCCAAGGUUCCAGCACGCAUUUCCAGAGCAUUCAUUACGCUCUACUCGACGCUACUGUGA